Molecule: messenger RNA, 978 nt
Organism: Larimichthys crocea (large yellow croaker)
Lineage: Eukaryota; Metazoa; Chordata; Actinopteri; Sciaenidae
Gene: dtymk
Product: deoxythymidylate kinase (thymidylate kinase)
Exons: 5
Coding region: 115-753 (212 amino acids)
Biological process (GO): dTDP biosynthetic process; dUDP biosynthetic process; dTTP biosynthetic process
Cellular component (GO): cytosol; mitochondrion; cytoplasm
Molecular function (GO): dTMP kinase activity; ATP binding; nucleoside diphosphate kinase activity
Source: RefSeq, a predicted model, not a curated record
GUAGUUGUACUUCCUUGUUGACAUGCCGCGUCAGUAAAAGGCGGGUAAAUGUGAGGAGACUGUCUGUUGGAUAAUAAGUUUAUCAUCAUCAGACAGAGAGAGAAAGAGAAAGUGAUGGCGUGUAAACGAGGAGCUCUCAUCGUCCUGGAGGGAGUCGACAGAGCCGGAAAAACGACGCAGUGCAAGAAGCUGUUCGAGGCGCUGCAGCGGAGCGGAAAGCCGGCGGAGAUGAUGCGAUUCCCCGACAGGACCACGACUAUCGGGAAGCUGAUAAGCGCCUACCUGGAGAACAAAAGCGACCUGGAGGACCACACGGUGCAUCUGCUGUUCUCUGCGAACCGCUGGGAGAUGGUGCCUUUAAUGAAGAAGAAGCUGGAGCAAGGCACCACUCUGGUGGUGGACCGGUACGCCUUCUCUGGAGUUGCUUUCACCAGCGCCAAGCCGGGUUUCUGUCUGGACUGGUGCAAGUCACCCGAUGUGGGACUGCCACAGCCGGACCUUGUUAUGUUUCUCCAGCUCAGUCCGUCAGAGGCGGCUCUCAGAGGCCAGUUUGGAGAAGAGAGAUAUGAGAAGAGCGAUUUCCAAAGAGCAGUUCAAAACAAAUUUCAACAGCUGAUGAAGGAUCGUUCGGUACACUGGCAGGUAAUCGAUGCUUCUCAGAGUGUCGAGGAUGUGCACAAGGACAUCAUGACCCACAGCCUGAAUGCUAUCAACUGCGCUCAGAACCAGGCGCUCGCAGAGCUCUGGAAGUGAAGCCGAUAUAGAAAAUAUGACACUUUUGCACACGACGGCCUACUUUACUAACUGCGAAUAGAAAAUGCCUCAGCUUGUUUCAUACCAAUUGAGUAGCACCAUUGUCCAUCAGAUUCUUAAUUUUAUUUUUAGUUUUAAUCCUCUUACAUGUUCUAUUGUUUGUUUUUUUUGUUUUCGCCACCUGUCUAUAUAUUGUGUUGAUUAAAUAAAUAAUCUUCAAAUGAA